Molecule: messenger RNA, 939 nt
Organism: Chionomys nivalis (European snow vole)
Lineage: Eukaryota; Metazoa; Chordata; Mammalia; Rodentia; Cricetidae
Product: olfactory receptor 1537-like
Exons: 1
Coding region: 7-939 (310 amino acids)
Biological process (GO): sensory perception of smell; G protein-coupled receptor signaling pathway
Cellular component (GO): membrane
Molecular function (GO): odorant binding; G protein-coupled receptor activity; olfactory receptor activity
Source: RefSeq, a predicted model, not a curated record
GAAGGCAUGGCAGCAGGAAACCAUUGCACAGUGACUGAGUUCUUCUUGACUGGGCUCUCAGAGAAACCAAAACUCCAGAUGCCCCUUUUCCCUAUCUUCAUUGGAAUCUAUGUGGUCACUGUAACAGGGAAUCUGGGCAUGAUCACACUGAUUGUCCUCAGUUCCCACCUGCACAACCCCAUGUACUAUUUCCUCAGCAGUCUGUCCUUCAUUGACUUCUGUCAGUCCACUGUUGUGACUCCUAAAAUGCUGGUGAACUUUGUGAGAGAGAAGAAUCCUAUCUCCUACUCUGGAUGUAUGACUCAGCUCUAUUUCUUUAUCAUUUUUGGUGCUGCAGAGUGUCACACACUAGGUGUAAUGGCAUAUGACCGCUAUGUGGCCAUCCGUAACCCCUUGCUUUACAGUGUAACUAUGUCCUAUCAGAUUACUAGUUCCCUGAUUUUAGGAGUGUAUAUUUUUAGUGUGUUCAGUGCUUCAGUUCUCACAGGCUUCACGACAAAGAUUCAAUUCCAUGAAUCAGGUGUGAUCAACCACUAUUUCUGUGAUCUUCCUCCUCUCUUGAAGCUUGCAUGCUCUAAUACCUAUAUCAACGAAUUGUUGAUUCUAGUUUUUGGUACAUUUAACAUCUGUGUCCCAUUUCUCACCAUUAUUACUUCUUACAUCUCCAUUAUUGUCAGCAUCCUCAGGAUUAAAUCCAUAGAAGGCAGGUCCAAAGCCUUCAAUACCUGCAGUUCCCACAUCUCUGCUGUUGCUGUAUUCUAUGGUUCUGCUGCAUUCAUGUACUUACAACCAGGGAAUUCAAUGAACCAAGGGAAAGUGUCAUCCGUGUUUUAUACUACUGUUGUUCCCAUGCUGAACCCAUUGAUCUACAGUCUGAGGAAUAAGGAUGUCAGUGUUGCCUUGAAGAAAAUACUUCAAAGAAAAAAUUUCAUGUUUUAG